GCACUAUUGUCGAUAUCUCAACAAUAGUAGUUAAGAAAACAUGUUACGCAUUUUUCUUCUCUGGUUUUUGAUGCAAAUUACAAGUGGUGCUCGAAUUUUAGCGGUUAUUGGUAAUCCGUCAUAUAGCCACCAACUCUUCUACAGACCUAUAUGGUUAGAACUCGCAAAAAGAGGUCACGACAUAGUUCUCCUUACCACAGAUCCCAUGGCAGAAGUUCCAACCAAUAUCAAACAAAUAAAUUUGCACUUUGCGUACGACAUUAGACAUAAUAAGUACGACCUAGCAAAAAAAAUGAGAGACUGUAAUUUUAAUAUAUUUACAUUAAUGAACAGUUUUCAGAGCAUGUUUCAUGAUAUUGUCGAUAAGGAAUUGUCAUCUCCAGAGGUUCAAAUUUUAAUACGUAAUAAAAAUGAACAUUUCGAUCUAGUCAUAACAGAGUAUUUACCAGCGACACUGACAGCAUUUUCGGAGAGAUUCAAAUGUCCGUUUAUUACGAUAUUUUCUACCGAAGUUGAUAACUAUUACCACCAGGUAUUAGGGAACAUGCUAAAUCCCGUCCUAUAUCCAGAACUAAUGGCCCCUUACGAGAUUAAUCUUAAUUUUGAACAAAGACUGUCUAGUACCUUGUAUUGGCUCUAUAACAGUUUUUAUAAACAGUCUAGUUGGGACAGAAUGGAUGACGCCUUGCUGAAGAAACAUUUUGGACCAUUACCACCAUUGAAGGAAAUUGUUAGAAAUGUAAGUGUAGUGCUUGUAAAUUCUCAUCAUGUUUUUAGUUCCAAACCCAUGGGUCCUGGAUUUAUUAGAAUAGGAGGUGGUUUACAUGUAAGCCAGAAGAAUGAGUUACCAAAGGAUAUUAAGACAUUUUUAGAUUCAGCGGUCGAAGGUUUAAUAUAUUUCAGCUUAGGCACUAACGUAAGGAGUAGAAAUAUUCAACAGAAUAGUUUAAACACAUUUUUGAAUGUAUUCAGACGUCUACCCUUUAAAAUUCUGUGGAAAUUAGACGCUGAUAUCCCAGAUAUACCUACUAAUGUUAAAAUUAUUAAAUGGGUGCCCCAACAAGAUGUUUUAAAACAUAAAAAUGUAAAGUUAUUUAUAACCCAAUGUGGAGCUCAAUCCAUGGAAGAAUCCAUACUUGCAGAAGUACCCCUUUUGGCCAUACCGUUUGUUAGCGAUCAAAAAAUGAAUUCUCAAAAAAUCGUUAACAGAGGAUUGGGUAUAGAAAUUGACAGAACAACUAUGACAGAUCAGAUUUUGUAUGAAUCCAUCAUGGAACUGAUAAAUAACGAAAGUUACAAGAAAAGAGUCAAAAAAACAGCAAUGCUUCUUAAAGAUGAACCAAUGUCUGGUUUAGAGAAGGCAAUAUGGUGGAUCGAAUACGUCAUCAGACACAAAGGAGCAAAACAUCUUUGGCAUCCAAACUUAGAUUUACCGCUUUACAAGUAUUUUUUAUUAGAUGUUUUUGGAUUUCUGUUGUUAGUCAUUUUUGUCUUAAGUUAUAUGAUAUACAUGGUCUGUAACUUUUUAAGAAAAAAGUUCGUAAGCAGCAGUAAAGUUGUUGUGAAAGCCAAAAAAUGUUAAUUGUCUAAUAUAAACGUCGUUAAGUAUUCAGACAAUCGAAAUUAAAUCUUAUUAAAUG
This is a messenger RNA of Diabrotica balteata, 1640 nucleotides long. Lineage: Eukaryota; Metazoa; Arthropoda; Insecta; Coleoptera; Chrysomelidae. The record is from the annotation of a GenBank genome assembly.